AAACCCGAGCGCCAGGAGGACUCGGCUCAUCAGUCGGUGUCAUCAAUGACGUCUCACCUGUCGGUCACUCUUCAACAGGCUGCACCUCCACUUGUGCGUAAUGUUUAACGCCGUUCACCAGGGUCGCAAAUACGUCCCCACGCGCUCGUCGGUCACGGAUGACUCUCCAUUACCCGUGCGGACUGUUCUCAUCAACAAAUCCCCCGGGACGCUGAGCGAGGCAGCGGAGGCUACUUGGCCGUCGCCGGGCGCUAAGAUGCGGAUCUCUAAAGCCAGCAAGGGCGCGGUGGUGGUGCGGGCGGUCCGGAGGCACCCUCCGUCUCCUCAGCCGGCCAGACUGGAGAGCCUGGAGGCGGCGUGGAGUGAGAGAGCGCACCCGGAGGGGAAAUCACCGGAGAUUUCACCGAGCCAUGACGGGAGAGACAGCGAGCCAGGAGCUGUCGGGAACGGGAUGGAGGGUCACGGAGGAGGACCACCGCGGGCCAGGAGGAGGGGGUUCAGACCCCCCGAUGUGAGGACCAUCUUCUCCCCCGGAGAGAGGGACCCCAGGGUGAAACAGGAGUCCGGGGAGGGACACACCUUCGAGCCUGGAGGCGGGAACACCUGGUGUGAUGUGUGCUGCAGCUACAUCUUCCAGCAUGGUCUCACCUGUGCAGGUUGUAAGUACGCGUGUCACGCUGCCUGUCGGGACCGAGUGUCACUGGACUGUCAUGCUGCAGCUUCACCUGUCAGUCAGGACCAGCUCAACAACAACACACCGCCACAUUCCCGCAUGGCGCCUGCAUCACUGCAGAUGACCAGCAGGCAGAAGCUCCGGAGAUGGAUCCGCGGUUGGCUGUAUCGGCUUGAAUUCAGCCAGCGCAAACCCCCCCAGCGGCAGGUUUUACGACGAGUUGUUGGCCAGCGGUAG
Molecule: messenger RNA, 910 nt
Organism: Epinephelus lanceolatus (giant grouper)
Lineage: Eukaryota; Metazoa; Chordata; Actinopteri; Perciformes; Serranidae
Source: RefSeq, a predicted model, not a curated record